AUGGUAUUACCUGUACAUACACUGAUCUUUGCUAAUAUUGUACUACCUGGGAAUAUCGGAUGCGUUGUAUCGAAUAAUAGUGUUGCUAUUUAUCAUGCUCUUUACAUACUUAUCAUGGGUGGUACAUUGCCACCUUUAUUUAUGACUUUGUGCACUAAAUUUAUUUGGACAAGUGUCAAGAAGAAAACGCAACGUAGAACAAUGACUAUAAUAAAUAGAGCAGAACGUCGUAAAGACAGCCGUGAGCAUCAAGUGUUAAUUCUACUAUUGGGGCAACUGACCAUCUUUCUUAUUUCAACAAUUCCGUUUAUGUCGAAUAAUCUGUAUACAACAUUAACUCGAGAUAUACCCAACAAGUCAGUUGAUCGUCGAUCAAUUGAAGGAUUUUCACAGGUUAGCACUGAACUAUUUGUAUAUAUGUUUUCAGCUUCAUCGUUCUAUUCAAACACAUUGGUCUCAUGCAAAUCUCGUUGUGAUUCGAUAGCCACAUUCAGCUGCUUCACUGAAUGUUAUUGUCGACAACGAUCUCGCGUAUCUGUAACGACUCAAACUCGAACGAAUGGCACCACCAAUGAAAUAUCACUUUCGCCGGGUAAACAGCUUCAAAUGCUGAAUACCAAUUAUACUAGUACACUCACUCGUGUACAAGAACCAUAG
Rotaria socialis is the source of this 657-nucleotide messenger RNA. NCBI's taxonomy places the organism in Eukaryota, Metazoa, Rotifera, Eurotatoria, Philodinida, Philodinidae. The record is from the annotation of a GenBank genome assembly.